CUUUAUAGGUUGGAGUAAAAGUGACCAUGAAUAAGAAAGAUAAGACAAAAAUUAGCUUUGGCAAGAUAGGCUUUGGAUUGUCACUCAACAAAGGAGGCACUGAAGCUGUAGAUCCAGAACCAACAAAGUGUGAAGAAACUGUGAACAUUACAGAGGGUGGCUUUGGAACAUUUGGGAAGAUAAUUGACUCUUCAGACGUUCCCAGCAGCUCCAGCCAAACAUCCAGUGAAAAUGUUGAUGGUGGUACAUCAUCUAAUGAACAGGGAAGGAAGAGCAAAGUGGCAAAGGAUUUUGAUGUGGAAGAAUUAGUUGAAAAAACUAUAGCUCAAGCCAAGGAGAGGCAUGGAGACAAGUAUUCAAGCAGUGAUGAAAGUGAGAAAAGUUCCGAAGUAAAAGCAAAGGAGCAGAUGGAGAAGCUCAAAAUUCAGAAUCAGGAUGGAGAAGAGGCUGAAAGUGAAGAUGAAGUUAUUGGGCCUCCACUUCCUCCUGAAAUGAAGAAUAAGAGUGAGGAAAAGGAAGGAAGUGAUGAUGAUGAAUUCAUUGGCCCUCCCAUGCCAUCAAGGUCUGGUGAAGAUGAUGAAGAAAGUGAAGAAGGCAUUGAAGAGGAGGAUGAUGAAGAUGAUGAAGAACCAGAGGAACGUCCUGAAGAGAAAGUCCCCCAGAGUCAUGAAGUAACUUUGCGUCAUGGAACUAAAGCUGUUUCGGCCAUGGCUUUAGACCCCUCAGGGGCACGACUCAUCACUGGAGGACUGGAAUAUGAAGUGAAGUUCUGGGAUUUUGCUGGCAUGAAUGCAUCCCUGCAAAGCUUUCGCUGUGUCAAGCCAUGUGAAUCCCAUCCAAUAAAAAAUGUCCAGUAUUCUACGACAGGGGACAUGGUUCUGAUUAUCUCUGGAAAUGCCCAGGCCAAAGUACUUGACCGGGAUGGCUAUGAGAAACUGGAAUGUGUGAAGGGCUACCAGUUCAUAUCAGACAUGGCCAAUACAAAAGGUCAUAUUUCUGGACUCAAUGAUGGAUGCUGGCAUCCAAAAAAGAAGGAAGAAUUCCUCACCUGUUCAGAUGAUGGGAGCCUAAGGCUUUGGUUGGUGGACAAGCCAAAAGAACAUCACAGGAUCAUCAAGACAAGGUCUAAGGUGGGCCUUCGUACUGCACCAACAUGUUGUACAUUCAGCAGAGAUGGGAACAUUGUCGCAUGUGGUUGUUCCGAUGGGUCUCUGCAGAUGUGGGAUCACAGAAAAAACUUUGUGAAUACCUUACACUUGAUUCGAGAUGCACACAUGCAGGGAAGCGAAACUUCGAGGAUAACUUUUUCGUAUGAUGACCGUGGCCUAGCAACACGAGGAGGGGAUGACACCCUUAAAUUGUGGGAUAUCCGCCAAUUGAAGUCCCCUGUUCACGUCGCGGGAGAGCUUUUCAAUCGAUUUCCCAUGACGGACUGCGGUUUCAGCCCUGAUGACCGGAUGGUCUUCACCUCCAUUUCCCUCAAAAAAGGAGAAACAGAUGGAAAACUCUUGUUCUUCGACAGGAACACGUUCGAGAAGCUGAAAGAGAUCCGCGUGUCGGACUCAUCGGUGAUUCGGUGUCUCUGGCACCCCAAGCUGAAUCAAGUGAUGGUGGGCUGCGGGAACGGAGAUGCGAAAAUCCUUUACGAUCCGAUCAAGAGUCACCGGGGUGCCCUGCUUUGCAUGGCGAAGACGCAGAAAAAGCGAAAGCAAGUUGAGGUGUUUACUUCGCAACAGGUGAUUGCCCCCCAUUCCCUCCGGAUGUUCCGGCAAGAACGGCCUCGUUCAACCCGGAAACAACUAGAAAAGGCCAGGUUGGACCCUGUCAAAUCGAAACGACCCGAACUUCCCAUUGGCGGGCAAGGUAUUUUGCUUCCUCUUUUUCAUUUGCAUUUUAUUAAUCCCUUUCCUUCUCUAACGACGCGAGAGGAAUGA
Messenger RNA from Darwinula stevensoni, 1934 nucleotides. The record is from the annotation of a GenBank genome assembly. Lineage: Eukaryota; Metazoa; Arthropoda; Ostracoda; Podocopida; Darwinulidae.